ACUGGGAACUCGGAAAUAAUUCAAAUGAUGACGUCAGUGAUCUUCAGGUCGGAAGGUCUGUGCUCUCCAGUUCCCACGUUGGAAUUCCGAGUUGGAUAACCUUUCAAAUUGAUUUUUUUCCCAGUCUGAGCUCGUUUUUUUUCGAGGUCCCAGUUAUUUUGAAUUCGGAAGUCAGAGAUUUCCGAGUUCCCAGUUGUGUUGAACGCGGCAUUAGCUACAACAACAUCUCACAUAUGCUAUGGUUGGUGUGCAGUGAUGGCUUUUAUAAAGAGGAAAGAACGAACGAAAGAAAGGUUUUCUCUCCUGUUGCUGGACCUGGAAGAGUAUUACUUUGAACAGCACACAGUGUAUCAUGUGACAACCAGUUCAGCCAAAAAAAGAAAGAUCAGAGGGUCUCUCAAAGUAUGCUCCAAAUCCAUCAUAUUUGAACCUGAGGACCAUGUGGAGCCCAUUUUAAAGAUUCCUCUCAGAGAUUGCAAAAAGAUUGAAGCGGUUGAAGAAAAGGACCAGAAUCCUUUCAAUGAGAGCAAACCAGCUGGCCUCACCAUUUUAUGCAAACAGGUUUACCUCAUCAAAGAGAACAAUGUCGUUGCACCUUACAGAGUUGAAAGGGGAGACAGUACCUUUCUCUUCCAUCUGGAAGUUUCCAGUAAAACGGAGGAUGUUGUCCAAACAUUACUUCAGCUGCAUAGGGCCUCUUGUCUGGACAAGCUUGGAGACCAGACUGCAAUGAUUGCUGCUAAUUUACAAUCCAGAUUGGCAAGAACUUCAUUUGACAAGAACAGCUUUCAGAAUGUUUCAGAAAUUCCACACAUGGAAUGCGAGGCGGAGAUGGUCACUCCAUUGGUUACGAACCCUGGUCACGUGUGUAUAACUGACCAAAGCCUCUACUUCCAACCACUCAAUGGCUAUCCUGAACAGGUAGUCCGAAUCGAGCUCCAUCGAGUGAAACAAAUCUAUAAGAGAAGGCAUGGACUCAGGCCAUUGGGGCUGGAGGUGUUCUGUACCGAAAACGACUUCUGCUCGGACAUCUAUCUGAAGUUUUACAAGACCAGCGACAGAAAUGACCUCUACUACUACAUCGCCACGUUUCUGGAGAACCACAUGGUGGAACACACAGCAGAGAGUUACAUGCUGCAGUGGCAGCGAGGUCACCUCAGUAACUACCAGUACCUUCUGCAUCUCAACAACCUGGCUGACCGCAGCGGCAAUGAUCUGUCUCAGUACCCCGUUUUCCCCUGGAUCAUCGCUGACUACAACAGCACAGAGCUUGAUAUGAUGAACCCCGCAACUUUCCGUGACCUGAGCAAGCCUGUGGGAGCGCUGAAUAAAGAGAGACUAGAGAGAUUGUUGUCCCGGUACAGAGACAUGCCUGAUCCUCGUUUCAUGUACGGCAGUCAUUACUCCUCUCCAGGCUAUGUGCUUUUCUACUUAGUCAGAGUUGCCCCAGACCACAUGCUGUGUCUUCAAAAUGGCCGCUAUGACAAUGCAGACCGCAUGUUCAAUAGCAUUGGAGAAACGUGGAAAAAUUGCUUAGAGGGUGCAACUGACUUCAAAGAGUUAAUCCCAGACUUCUAUGGGAAUGACCCCAGCUUUCUGCUAAACUGCCUUAGUCUGGAUUUGGGGAAGAGGCAAGGUGGAAGCUCGGUUCAAGAUGUAGUUCUUCCGCCAUGGGCUGCAGAUGCCAGUGAUUUCCUUCAGAAGAGUCAGAAAGCGCUGGAGAGUCAGUACGUGUCAGAACACCUGCACGAGUGGAUCGACCUGGUGUUUGGCUUCAAGCAAAAAGGAAGUGAAGCCGUGGCAGCCCACAAUGUGUUCCAUCCGUUGACAUAUGAGGGUGGCAUCGACUGUGAUAGUAUAGAGGACCCCAAUGAGAAGAUUGCCAUGUUGAUUCAGAUCCUGGAGUUUGGGCAAACCCCGACGCAACUGUUCACCACCCCACACCCACAGAGGAUAACACCCAGAUUCCAGAGCAUAUCGCGAACACCCAGUGUAAACACACCCCUCAACGAGCUUUCUCCAGCAUCCACCAGUGAGGACUCCUCCUUUGAAGACCUAACCGAAGAGACUAGGAGACUGGCUUGGAACAACAUAGCUAAACUCAAAUUGAUGUCCACCCACAAAAUCCAUAAAGAGGCUGUGACGGGCAUCGCAGUGACUCGGACCGCGUCGUCUGUCUUCACAACAUCACACGACUCAACACUGAAGAUGUUCUCCAGAGAAUCUAAUGGAUUGCAGAGAAGCAUGUCCUUCUCCAACAUGGCGUUAUCAUCGUGCUUGAUGCUACCAGAGGAUAAGGCCGUAGUCUGCUCCUCGUGGGACAAUAAUGUGUAUUUCUACUCGAUACCAUUUGGCAGGCGUCAGGACACGUUGAUGGGCCAUGAUGAUGCCAUCAGUAAGAUGUGCUGGAAGGACAACCAACUUUACACUGCAUCCUGGGACUCGACAGUCAAGGUUUGGCAAUGUGACUCUGCCGAUAUCGCGAAUAAUAAGAGAUGCCAAUUCCAGUUGCUGGCAGAGUUUGAACACGAAGCAGGGGUGAACACUAUUAACCUAAACCCAGCAGGUACUUUGUUGGUGUCGGGGACUAAGGAUGGAACCGUCACCAUUUGGGAUACCAGUAGCUCAGUACAACUUCAUCAAGUCCACUGCCAUUCAGGAAAGAUCCACGAUGUGGCCUUUAGUCCUGACAGCAGACACAUCUUGAGUGUAGGAGAGGACUCGUGUCUGAAGGUAAUCGACGUCCAGACGGGCAUGAUGAUCUCGUCUGUGCAAGCUGAUGAGGAGCAGCGGUGUUUCUGCUGGGACGGGAACACGGUCCUGUCGGGCGGUCAGUCCGGACACCUCCAGGUCCUGGACCUGCUAAGCAACAAAGUGACCACCAGGAUCCCUGGACAUUCAGGUGCAGUCACAGCGAUGUGGAUGAACGAGCAGUGUAGCACGGUGAUCACAGGUGGCGAAGACAAGCAGAUCAUCUUCUGGAAACUUGACUGUUGACCACGGUGCUAGAUAGUCCCUCUGUACGUGUAUGUACAGAGGUGAAGUCCAAGGGGGACACUCACAAUGAGACAUCUUUUAUACUGUCUGGCUCCAACCAAAGAGACUAUCAUCGUUGGUCAAGGUAACUACAUAGGCUGGCUGGCCUGCUGGCUGACUCACCCAGAGAUGGUAACGCAUUAUCAUUGCACAUAUGACUUUACAAAUAUACUGGUCCAGUUAGCAGGGACAACAAUCAUACUCCUGUCUGGAGUUCUCAAACAAAAUCUAAUUAUGAACAAUAUAACCAUCCUCAACUAUGUUAGCGUAACAACUUGGCCACCCUCAACCAUGUUAGCGUAACAACUUGACCACCCUCAACCAUGUUAGCGUAACAACUUGGCCACCCUCAACCAUGUUAGCGUAAUAACUUGGCCACCCUCAACCAUGUUAGCGUAACAACUUGGCCACCCUCAACCAUGUUAGCGUAACAACUUGGUCACCCUCAACCAUGUUAGCGUAACAACUUGGUCACCCUCAACCAUGUUAGCAUAACAACUUGGCCACCCUCAACCAUGUUAGCAUAAUAACUUGGCCAUCCUCAACCAUGUUGGCGUAACAUAUUGGCCAUCCUCAAUCAUGUUGGCGUAAUAACUUGGCCAUCCUCAACCAUGUUGGCGUAACAUAUUGGCCAUCCUCAAUCAUGUUGGCGUAACAUAUUGGCCAUCCUCAAUCAUGUUGGCGUAACAUAUUGGCCAUCCUCAAUCAUGUUGGCGUAACAUAUUGGCCAUCCUCAAUCAUGUUGGCGUAACAUAUUGGCCAUCCUCAAUCAUGUUGGCGUAACAUAUUGGCCAUCCUCAAUCAUGUUGGCGUAACAUAUUGGCCAUCCUCAACCAUGUUGGCGUAACAUAUUGGCCAUCCUCAAUCAUGUUGGCGUAACAUAUUGGCCAUCCUCAAUCAUGUUGGCGUAACAUAUUGGCCAUCCUCAAUCAUGUUGGCGUAACAUAUUGGCCAUCCUCAAUCAUGUUGGCGUAACAUAUUGGCCAUCCUCAAUCAUGUUGGCGUAACAUAUUGGCCAUCCUCAAUCAUGUUGGCGUAACAUAUUGGCCAUCCUCAAUCAUAUUGGCGUAACAUAUUGGCCAUCCUCAAUCAAGUUAGCCAAUAGAAAUGUCAAUUUGAACCUAGUGAGGGUGGUAUGGCGAUGAUUAGAUUCUGCACAUGCCCUCUUGCAGCAUUCCCUUGCUAAUUUUGCACUUCAAUGCUUUUGCCAGACUUACUGUACAGCAUGUUUUGCUUGUCUGUCUAUUGUUUAAGCGUUCAUUCAGUUGUCAUAGUGCCUUAGUGACUGACCAUUUAAUCAUGAUGUAAUUGACCGCAUAGUGGUCGGAAUAAACCUCUGGCACAAAACAAACUGUAUAGCAAGCAGUGUUUCAGAAAUACCCGCAGUAGAGAUUAUGACAAUAAAUAAAUGUACAAUGUAACACACUUUGAGCAGCUGGAAAAGCUCUAUAUAAAUCCACUCUAUUCAUAGUAUUAUUAAAUACACACAUGCUACAUAAAGAUAUAUGCAUUCGAUUUAUUUUCACCCACAAUUUUCAUUUGAGAGCAGCAGUAAUUCAUUGCUAAUGCAUGGGAAAUGUCCAAGAGUUAUUGUAGAUUUAAAAAUAAAUAAAAAAGGAAUAUAUUCAUGCACCUAACUGUUGAACUUAAACUGAGGCAUAAUUCAAAAUAAUGUUUAUAAGUGCUUUGGCCCAACUGUAUUUGGGGAACUGCUUUACAGUGACUGAGUAGACUCAGGAACUCUCACCCAUGCAAAGAGUGCAUUUCUUUCAAGUUUGUCAACCUUGUUAUAGCAAGAUAAAUAUGUGUGCUACUGAAGCGUUGUGCUAUGGCAUAGACUGCCAAUGCACUGUGUAACUAAUCAUAUACCACCCUGUACAUCCAUUUUAAUAGAGAUGACAUAUCUUGUUUUAUUACUUUAGAUUUUAUUUACAUUAUGUGGAGUUUAAACCUGUAUUAACAAGGUAGUUACAUAGCCAAGUACUGUAGAAUGUAAUUGCAGUAUUGGAACAUAGUUUUAAGUACUAUGAUACAUGUUUUCCAUUUGUGUAAAGUUACACAUUUAGACUUUUUUUAUACAUCGAAUUUGUGAGGGGGAAACCUCCAAUUUAGAUGUAGUUUAACCUCCCCUUUUCCUAUUGCUUUCGAUUGCACAGUUGUCUCCACUGUGAUCAGUUUAUUUGCGAGUCCUUGUAAUCCUUAGACCGGUGUAACAGUUGUAAGUAAUAUGUAACAAAAUGUACUCAGAAUCUAGUACCACUACUAGCGCUGUAAGUAAAAGCUGCCAGCAGCAUUUGGCCUAAUGGGAAGUAGCUAAAAACGAAGCAGUGCCCUCCUAGUGACGUAAGUGAAUGUAUUUGAGUGAGGUUGCUGAGACAAACUAUGCUGUAAAUCGGGAUGUCUACUAUCUUUCAUGCCUCAGGGCUAACAGUGUUAUGUUGCUGCAGUAUGUCCUCCCAGAUUUUGUGUACUGUACAGAUCCUGCUCAAUAAAAUAUUGCACAUCUGUGAAUAUAA
This is a messenger RNA of Oncorhynchus keta (chum salmon), 5552 nucleotides long. RefSeq names its product neutral sphingomyelinase (N-SMase) activation associated factor (gene nsmaf). The transcript is spliced from 31 exons. Lineage: Eukaryota; Metazoa; Chordata; Actinopteri; Salmoniformes; Salmonidae. Bases 256 to 2997 code for a protein of 913 amino acids. The record is from RefSeq and is a predicted model, not a curated record. Gene Ontology annotation, molecular function: protein binding.